Molecule: messenger RNA, 4133 nt
Organism: Stomoxys calcitrans (stable fly)
Lineage: Eukaryota; Metazoa; Arthropoda; Insecta; Diptera; Muscidae
Exons: 7
Coding region: 920-3049 (709 amino acids)
Source: RefSeq, a predicted model, not a curated record
UUGCGGAAUUGUUUUGUGGCAAAAGUGCAUUGAGUUUUAGUCGCAUUAAUAUUGAAAAUAAUUUUUAUGUGCUGUGUUUUUUUUUGCUUGCUAUUUACACCUCAAAAAGAAAUUGGGUAUUUGAAUUUCAAACGGGCAAGAUUACCCAGAAUGGGUUGCGGUCUUGCGGCCGAAAAGUAAAUAAUGACAAACUAGGAACUUGAACCUUUGUUUGUAAAUUAUGGCAUCGCUAGACCUAAUCCCAGCACCACAUAAUGUCAUCGAGCAUAUGCCCAUCGGUCAUGUUAUGCCAAUAAGCAGAAAUGGUGAUUAGUAAUACUGGAAAUCAGUUUAAAACAUAAAGCGUUGCUAGACGGUCUAGCUAUAGGCGGCGGACGCAUAAUUUUCAAUGCGAUAUCGUCUCGGGCACUUCAUUUUUAGUGUGUGUUCUGCGUUGUAACAAAAGAAAAUACAAUUGUACAAACAUGAUUCUGCGAUGAACUUUGAUCGGUUUUGAAUCACUUCCAAAUGCAACUUUUUUUUUAUUCUCGAUGGAUGGUCGGAUUUAAGUGCAAGCAAAGAGAGCCAAGUGACUGAUGGCAAUGUUUAUCAACAAUUUAAAGUGGAUCAAAAAACAAAUGUGAUUAAAAUGGAAUAGUAAAGUGUGGUCUUUUGAAAGACUAGUUCUCAAUCUAAAUAUUGACGAAACGAUUUUUAUAAAUAGGAAAUCUUUAUAACGCAAUUGACUAACAUUUGUUGUUUCGUUGUAAAAAAGUCUGUUUCAUAUAUUUUCAAAAAAAUAAAAUAAGUUUCCUUUCCCGAAAUUACAUUCAUAGUUUCCUUGCUAAUCAUGAUUUGUCAAAAUUAAGAAAUCAUGAAGCAGUCGAUAUAAAAUAAAAACUAUCAGGACGAAAAGGAGAGGAAAGCUAAGCUUAAGAAAAUGUUAAACAUCGACCACAUAUAUGCUGGUGGCACUUGCGAAAGAGUUUCCACAACUCCCAUGGACAUCGGAGAUGAGCACUUCAACAAUGCCGGCAAAGCAGCAGAUGCUUCAAAAGCGACUAAAAACCACCAUAGCGACAACAAUGACAACCUCAAAGACCUCUCUCAGCAUGAAAAUGCGACAAUACAUAAAUGUGAUAACUCCCUGAUAUACAACUAUCCCCCUAACCAAAGCUCCCCCGAUGAGACACCUGAGAAUGUCCCUGCAUCGGUUGAAGAUGACGCGGAUGAUGAGGAAAAUGAGGACGUAAUCACAGACUCCGAGGAGCAAUUGGCGGACGCUGAUUGUGGCCUCUCUAGAUUGUACGUGAGUGAAGUGGAAAUCGAUAGACGUGAGGAAGAGGAAACUAUCACCGAACUGGUCAAUGCCACCAACGAGGAGAAGCUCAUGCAAGAAGAGCAGAACAAGAGCAUGCGAGUGGCUUUCGGAGUCAUUCUGCGGCUAAUAUUUCCCCUGGCCAAUGGUGUUGUGCGAGGUAUUAAAGGCAUCAGAGAUGUGCGUUUUUUAAAAGUUUUACGUAGUAUUGCUUCUAGCCGCCAGUCAUUAUCAAAUUUAUUUGCUUUUGCCGCUAAUACCAUUUCCAUGAAUUUGUCCUCGGUCCAAGUAUCGCAUCGCCUUGAGCCAAUUUUGAAGCUAUUGAAAAUUCGUAAGUCGGGUGAUGGCAUAGAAAGUCUGCCAGAUGUAUCCAAUUCCACGCCCAGUAGUCCAGAUAUAUCGAGUCCCCCGACUACGCCAGAAGGUACACCGCAGUCUCCGUUAUUUUCUCCUUUUUUGCGUGAACCCAGGGCGUCUUUGUCCAACUUUCAGAGCAAAAACAAGACAGUUCCAUUCGAGGAGCAAUUGGCCCCAAAAUGUUGCACAAUAAAUAUUUUGGCCGAACCCCCACCGGGGCAGCCCAUCCGGGCGGACAUUGUAUUAAUACAUGGAUUACAUGGAUCGUUGGUAAACACGUGGAAGCAGGGUUUGUGGGAGAAUGAACGAAAGCCGGUGGAAUUUGACCGGCCACCCAAACCCCCGGUGCGGCCACCAAAGAGACCACGUCACUCGCGCACCGCUCUGGCACAUCCGCCGCAUAAGCAGAAAAGGGCGCGAUUUAUUCAUCCUGAACAGAAACAGCAUUCCAAUGAAGAAGCUGACGAAUUCGAAGAUGCAGAAUAUUCUUUUAUAUGCGGAGAACCCAACGACGUUCAAGAUUGCGAAGGCAUUGAAUACAGUUUCCCCACUUUCCGUUUACGCAUGAACGACAAUGGUCGCCUUAUGCAAGCUGAAAUCGAUUCCAUGCUCAAUGAGGAUGAAAAAUCACCUACCCAUGCCGAGGAUAAAGAAAACCAGGAUAACAACAAUGAUUCAACCAAGAAGAACACAAAACCCCCCAAACCUUCGCCAAAUGAUCCGAAUUAUUCCAAAUGUUGGCCCGGUGAUUGGCUACCUAUCGAUUGCCCCGGUGUUCGUGUAAUAGCUGUCAACUAUACCACAGAUCAGUAUCUCUGGCGUCCGCUGUGGAAAAAGAAACAGACACGUUCCAAUCUCACUCAGAGAGCUAGAGAAAUGGCCGAACUUUUGAUAGAAAAACGUGUGGGCUAUGGCCAUCCAAUUGUGUGGGUUGGCCACUCCAAGGGAGGACUCUUUAUCAAGCAGAUUAUUGUGGAUGCUUGGGAAAGUGGUCGUCCGGCAGCAGCUCCCUUCUGGCGUGCAGCAAGAGGAGUUUUCUUUUAUUCCGUGCCACAUCGGGGCUCCCAUUUGGCCUCAAUAAAGGCUCCCUUUCUGGCACGCUCUGUGGAGUUGAUUGAUAUUGAGAAGAAUAGCAAAUAUCUAUUGGAUUUACAUCGCCGUUUCGUUGGCCUGUAUCAUUUGGGUCACUUGAAAAUCGAAGUUUUUAGUUUUGUGGAAACCGCUCUAACCCUGAUGUCCGUUUUAUAUUUGCGUAUUGUCGGUGUAGAUUCUGCCGAUCCUGGCAUUGGUGAUGUCUGCGGCAUACGUUUGGACCAUCGUGAAAUUUGUAAACCUCGUAAUCGUGAUUGUAUUUUGUACAAACAAUUAGUUAAUAUGAUUAACAAAGUUUGUUAAAUUCUCUCUACUUGUUGUACAAACACAAUUUUUAUACCUGUAAAGAAGCCAUUUGAAUUUAUUUAGUUUUAGUCUAGUAUCCAUAAGAAACCCCCCACAACUUUUUAUACAACAAACAAAAUAAUUAAAAAAAAAAAAAAAAAAAAAUCAUGUCCGAGAAUGAUGCACUUUUUGCUAGACUUCCAGAUAUUAUACAUAAGCAUGAAUUGUGAUCAGUGUUAACGCAACGUACCUAUGUGAUCGAUCCAUUGAUAUUCAAUAAAAGAAGAAAAAAAAUACAAUAAACAAAAACGGGUUGCUCCUACCUAUUACUAUAUCGUAUUACAUAGAUGUUAAAGGAAUGCAUAUUAAAUAUUUGUAAAUGUUGAUGACUUGUAAAGUAACCACUUCUAUAUGUGUUAAACAGUAACAUUUGUAUACGAUUUGCUGAUUGACCUGCACUUCACGACCCAUUCAACAAAAUACUAAGAAGACAUUUUUUUAUUUUUUAAUAUACACGAAGGGGUCACUUGUAAUAAUUUUGUAAAUGCUAAAGAACUUUGUAGAGUAUAAGAUUUUAUGUUAUCGCUGAGUGGAUAAUGCUAUCGAUUUUAAAGGUUCUUAAACAAUUGUUUUACCCUACACCACUACUGUGCUUUAUGUUGUAGCAAACGGGGCAAACGGUUAUAAUUAUCUGUUAUCGAUAACUAUCCAAUACAACUUGGCACUAUAAUUCUAUGCAGUAUAUCUGAGGAUUGAAAUGAACCAGACAAUUGACACAAAAUCGAGUUUUUGUUUUUGCAAGUCUAUUGACAGGACUUCCUUUGUAAUUUUGGAAAAAUAACUCAGUCAGGCCUUCUUUUUUUUAAUAAAUUUGUUGUUAUUGCAUAGUGUUUUUGUAUAUAGUUUUUGUAAACUUUAUAUUGUUAUAGGCAGGCCUAGUGUAUCUAUCUUUAUUUUCAUAGUGUAUUUUGUGGUUCUUAAAUGCACACACGCAUACACACAUUUGUACCUUUGUAAUAUUUGGUCGUUAAUAUCACAUUCAAAAAUGUUUUGAUUUCAUUGUUCAUAUAAGUGAAUAAAAAUUUAUAUUUGAUUAAAAUAA